AUGUCUCUGCCCAAGCGUGAGGUAGAUGAGCUGAGGCCAUGGGUGGAGCGCACAGUGAAGAAAGUCCUUGGAUUUUCUGAACCCACUGUGGUCACAGCAGCAUUACACUGCGUGGGUAAAGGACUAGACAAGAGAAAAACAACAGAUCAGCUGAGGCCAUUUCUUGACGAUUCUGCAAGUAGUUUCGUAGAGCGUCUGUUUGAGGCUUUGGAGGAAAGCAGAAACUCUCGUGGCAAUAAAAGUUCUGGAGAGAAGAACCGCAAAAGAGAAUUAAAGGAGGUGUUUGGAGAUGAGGUGGAAGGAGGAAAGGAUGGAGCGAGUGUGGAGUCAGCUGUGAAGAAGAAGAGAGUUCCUCGCUUUGAGGAAGUGGAGGAGCCGGCUGUUUUACCUGGACCUCCUACAGAAAGCCCCGGGAUGCUUACCAAGAUGCAGAUUAAGCAGAUGAUGGAAGCGGCCACACGGCAGAUUGAGGAAAGAAAAAAGCAGCUGAGUUUUGUAGCUCCUGUUCCCAUUGCACAGCCUAGAUUGCAGCUGAGUACACCUCAGACAGACUCUAGUUCUGCACGUUCGAUGCUUUCAGCGGCAAGUUCGGCCCAGUCCAUCGGCCCCUCCCAGGCUGCUAACUUCAUGAACGAUGCGAUAGAAAAGGCUCGCAAAGCAGCGGAGCUACAGGCUAAGAUCCAGUCCACGCUGGCCCAGAAACCAGGGAUUUUGGGUGCUUUGAAUAACACAGGCUCACAAAACCUGGUCGCUUUGGCUAACCUGCAUGCGAUGGGCAUUGCACCACCUAAAGUGGAGCCUCGUGAGAUUACAAAGCCAACGCCUCUCAUUUUGGAUGAGCUUGGUAGAACCGUUGACGCCAGUGGAAGAGAAAUUGAGCUUACGCAUCGCAUGCCUACCCUGAAAGCAAACAUCAGAGCCGUAAAGAGAGAGCAGUUUCGCCAGCAGUUAAAAGAAAAGCCCACUGAUGAUAUAGAGUCCACAUCCUAUUUUGACCCACGUGUGCCCCUCGUUCCUGCACAGAGACCCAAGAAAGGCUUCAAGUUCCACGAACAGGGCCGCUUUGAGAAGAUCGCCCAGCGCAUACGCACCAAGUCUCAACUGGAAAAGCUUCAGAUGGAGAUCGCUCAGGCUGCCAAGAAGACGGGCAUCCAGGCCUCCACCAAACUGGCGCUUAUUGCUCCCAAGAAGGAGCUGGGAGAAGGGGAGAUUCCUAGAAUCGAGUGGUGGGACUCCUACAUCCUGCCCUAUCACGUGAACCUAUCUGUAGAGAUGAAUUUAGAUGGCAUUGAGUUGCACGGAGUCACCAACUUGGUUGAGCACCCGAUUCAGAUGGCCCCUCCAGUGGACACUGAUACGGCAGUGACUCUAGGUGUGUAUUUGACCAAGAAGGAGCAGAAGAAGUUGAGAAGGCAGACACGCAGAGAAGGACAGAAAGAGCUGCAGGAGAAAGUCCGAUUAGGCCUCAUGCCUCCACCCGAACCCAAAGUGCGGAUCUCUAAUCUGAUGAGGGUGUUGGGAACGGAGGCUGUGCAGGACCCCACUAAAGUGGAGGCUCAUGUUAGAGCACAAAUGGCCAAGAGACAGAAGGCCCACGAGGAGGCGAACGCAGCACGUAAACUCACAGCAGAGCAGAGAAAAGAGAAGAAGGUGAAGAAACUGAAGGAGGAUUUAAGUCACGGGGUUCACAUUGCUGUUUACAGAAUUCGAAAUCUUUACAAUCCAGCCAAGAAGUUCAAGGUGGAGGCCAAUGCAAAUCAGCUGUACCUCACUGGCACUGUGGUCUUACACAAAGACGUCAACAUUGUAGUCGUUGAAGGAGGACCCAAGUCACAAAAGAAGUUCAAACGGCUGAUGUUGAAUAGGAUCAAAUGGCAUGAGCAAAAUUCAAAGAGAGAUGAGCCUGAAGGUUCAGAUGAUGAAGGAUCCAGGAAGACUAACAAGUGUACUUUGGUUUGGGAGGGUACAGCCAAGGAACGUAGCUACGGGGAGGUUAAGUUUAAGCAGUGCCCUACGGAGAGCAUGGCUCGGGAACAUUUUAAGAAGCACGGCACCGAACAUUACUGGGAUUUGGCUCUGAGUCAAAGUGUGCUGGAGACGACCGACGACUGAGACACUGACAAACUGAUCAUAAACAUUAGACAUAAAUGCACACUUGAACACCUGUUUUUGAGAGGUGAAACAGACUGUGGUUGAGUGGAACGUAUGUGUAAAUACAUUCUGAGUGUGUGAUAGUACGGUCGAGUGCGUUUUGCAUCGCUGCAUAAUGGGUGUGAAACAAUGAAUGGCUUAUAAAUAAGAGCUGGUUUGAUGAGCCUCUACCUGUAUGGCAGAACCUAACAAUAACUGCAGAUUAAACAUUGAUGGAUACUUUGGUUUUGUAAACCCUGUAACAGUUUUAUAGUGUUGGCUGUGCAGUCUGUGACUCUCAAUGGUAUCCAGUGCUAAUAUCGAUGCAGACAUUCAGUAAGCAAGCCUCACUGCUGGAGUAAACAACAGUUAACACUGAAGUUUGGUAGUCGGUGACUGGACGUGUUUCAGUGUAAAAACAAGUAAUUAUUUUUAAAGCUUGCCAUGCUUCUGUAGAAUAGAAAAGGUUUUGGCUCACCUGUACCAAUGUCCAGUUAAAAAUGGACCUGGCUUGAACCUUUCAUACAUUUUUUUCAUUUCCCAUGUUUUGUUUUUUGUUAAAACUCAAUUGAAGAUCUCUUACAGUGUACAUUAAACUGCAGCCAACCAAAUGCUGGUGAUUAAAGCUGGGAUAAAAGAAAAA
Misgurnus anguillicaudatus (oriental weatherfish) is the source of this 2773-nucleotide messenger RNA. It is a transcript of the gene prpf3, whose product is annotated as PRP3 pre-mRNA processing factor 3 homolog (yeast). The record is from RefSeq and is a predicted model, not a curated record. NCBI's taxonomy places the organism in Eukaryota, Metazoa, Chordata, Actinopteri, Cypriniformes, Cobitidae. Gene Ontology annotation, biological process: mRNA splicing, via spliceosome. Gene Ontology annotation, cellular component: U4/U6 x U5 tri-snRNP complex.